UCAGAUCGCUUCUUGUUGGUAUGUGUAGCGGCAGUGGCCGCCGACGGAGCAGUCUGAGCCCGACGAUGAGGCCGGGGACUGGAGCCGAGCGUGGAGGCCUCAUGGUGAGUGAAAUGGAGAGCCAACCUCCCUCGCGGGGUCCCGGGGACGGGGAGCGGAGAUUGUCCGGCUCAAACCUGUGCUCCAGUUCUUGGGUUUCUGCUGACGGCUUCCUGAGGAGACGGCCCUCGAUGGGGCAUCCUGGCAUGCAUUAUGCACCAAUGGGCAUGCACCCGAUGGGUCAGCGAGCAAACAUGCCUCCUGUACCUCACGGAAUGAUGCCACAGAUGAUGCCUCCUAUGGGAGGGCCUCCAAUGGGACAAAUGCCUGGAAUGAUGUCUUCAGUAAUGUCAGGAAUGAUGAUGUCUCAUAUGUCUCAGGCUUCCAUGCAACCUGCCUUACCGCCUGGAGUGAAUAGUAUGGAUGUAGCAGCAGGUGCAGCAUCUGGUGCGAAAUCAAUGUGGACAGAACAUAAAUCCCCUGAUGGAAGGACUUAUUACUAUAAUACUGAAACAAAACAGUCUACCUGGGAAAAGCCAGAUGAUCUUAAAACACCUGCUGAGCAACUAUUGUCUAAAUGCCCAUGGAAAGAGUACAAAUCUGAUUCUGGGAAGCCUUAUUACUAUAAUUCUCAAACAAAAGAGUCCCGAUGGGCCAAACCUAAGGAACUUGAAGAUCUUGAAGGAUACCAGAAUACCAUUGUUGCUGGAGGUCUUAUUACAAAAUCAAACCUGCAUGCCAUGAUCAAAGCAGAAGAAAGCAGCAAGCAAGAAGAAUGUACUACAACAUCAACAGCCCCAGUUCCUACGACAGAAAUUCCUACCACUAUGAGCACCAUGGCUGCUGCAGAAGCAGCAGCUGCUGUUGUCGCGGCUGCUGCAGCCGCUGCAGCAGCAGCUAAUGCCAAUACUUCCACCACACCUACUAAUACUGUGGGAAGUGUUCCAGUUGCUCCUGAACCUGAAGUUACUUCCAUUGUUGCUACUGCUGUUGAUAAUGAGAAUACAGUGACUGCAUCAGCUGAGGAGCAAGCACAGCUUGCUAAUACUACAGCUCUUCAAGACCUAAGUGGUGAUAUAUCCAGUAACACUGGAGAGGAACCACCUAAACAAGAAACUGUAACCGAUUUUACUCCUAAAAAAGAAGAGGAAGAGAGCCAACCAGCAAAAAAAACAUAUACUUGGAAUACAAAGGAGGAGGCAAAGCAAGCAUUUAAAGAAUUAUUGAAAGAAAAGCGGGUACCCUCCAAUGCUUCAUGGGAGCAAGCUAUGAAAAUGAUCAUAAAUGAUCCUCGGUACAGUGCUUUAGCAAAGCUGAGUGAGAAGAAGCAGGCAUUUAAUGCCUAUAAAGUCCAGACAGAGAAGGAGGAAAAAGAAGAAGCAAGAUCAAAAUACAAAGAAGCUAAGGAAUCCUUUCAGCGUUUUCUUGAAAAUCAUGAAAAAAUGACUUCCACAACCAGAUACAAAAAAGCUGAGCAGAUGUUUGGGGAGAUGGAAGUUUGGAAUGCAAUAUCAGAGCGUGAUCGUCUUGAAAUCUAUGAAGACGUUUUGUUCUUCCUUUCAAAGAAAGAAAAGGAACAAGCAAAGCAGUUACGAAAGAGAAAUUGGGAAGCCUUAAAAAACAUACUUGACAAUAUGGCUAAUGUUACAUACUCUACCACUUGGUCUGAAGCCCAGCAGUAUCUGAUGGAUAAUCCAACGUUCGCAGAGGAUGAAGAGUUACAGAACAUGGAUAAAGAAGAUGCAUUAAUAUGCUUUGAGGAACACAUCCGAGCUUUAGAAAAGGAAGAAGAAGAAGAAAAACAGAAGACUUUGUUGAGAGAAAGGAGGAGGCAGCGUAAAAAUAGGGAAUCUUUUCAGAUCUUUCUAGACGAGUUGCAUGAACACGGGCAGCUGCACUCUAUGUCCUCUUGGAUGGAGCUGUAUCCGACCAUUAGCUCUGACAUUCGAUUCACUAAUAUGCUGGGUCAGCCUGUUUUUUCAUUAGGAUCAACUGCACUUGAUCUUUUCAAGUUUUAUGUUGAAGAUCUUAAAGCACGAUAUCAUGAUGAAAAAAAGAUAAUAAAAGACAUUCUGAAGGAUAAAGGAUUUGUAGUUGAAGUAAACACUACUUUUGAAGAUUUUGUGGCAAUAAUCAGUUCAACCAAAAGAUCAACCACUUUGGAUGCUGGAAAUAUCAAGUUGGCUUUCAAUAGUUUACUAGAAAAGGCAGAAGCCCGUGAACGUGAGAGAGAAAAGGAAGAAGCUCGGAAAAUGAAACGAAAAGAGUCUGCCUUUAAGAGUAUGUUGAAACAGGCCACUCCUCCAAUAGAACUGGAUGCUGUCUGGGAAGAGAUCCGGGAAAGAUUUGUGAAGGAACCAGCAUUUGAGGAUAUAACUCUAGAAUCUGAAAGAAAAAGAAUAUUUAAAGAUUUCAUGCAUGUGCUUGAGCAUGAAUGUCAGCAUCAUCAUUCAAAGAACAAGAAACAUUCUAAGAAAUCUAAAAAACACCAUAGGAAACGCUCCCGCUCUCGAUCGGGAUCAGAUUCAGAUGAUGAUGACAGCCAUUCAAAGAAAAAAAGACAGAGAUCAGAAUCCCAUUCUGCUUCAGAACAUUCUUCUAGUGCUGAGUCUGAGAGAAGUUACAAGAAAUCAAAAAAGCAUAAGAAGAAAAGCAAAAAGAGGAGACAUAAAUCUGACUCUCCAGAAUCAGAUACUGAACGAGAGAAGGAUAAAAAAGAAAAAGAUCGGGAAAGUGAAAAAGACAGAAGUAGGCAGAGAUCAGAAUCAAAACACAAAUCACCUAAGAAAAAGACUGGAAAGGAUUCUGGUAACUGGGAUACUUCUGGCAGUGAACUGAGUGAAGGGGAAUUAGAAAAGCGCAGAAGAACCCUUUUGGAGCAACUGGACGAUGAUCAAUAAAUUAUACCAAAUAUAUGUUUAUAGUAUGAUUUAAAGUCUAAUUCAGACCAGGGAUUAUUUUAAGUCCAAUUUACAUAACACUGGGUUUUAAUUGUGUCACAGGAAAAAAGUGCAUUUAUGUAUUGUUAUUGUGGACUUUAUAAAAGCAAAGGAGAUUGAAAAUAACUUGAUUCUGUCUCAAGAAUCAUAUUUUCCUAUGGUAAUAACUGUCUCUCUGUGACCCUUUCAUAGGGCACUACAGGAUGGAUUAAAAGUGGCAAUUGAAUGAUAGCCGCAGACGUCUCCACUUUGUUCUAAGUCAUGAGGUGAUCUGAUUUCCUUUAUACAAGUUGGAUUUUGAAGAUACAAUGACAAUUUUUUGAUAAUGUAGUACAAAAAAAGCACCAGCAACCUAUGAGAAGACUGCUUUUUUGUGCACUACUGAACUGGUUAAAGCCAAUGUGAACUUUUCUGGUGAGCUCUUAAGAAAUAGGUGUUUUUGAUGGAAACUGGGUAGACCUCUAACGUAGUGGUGCUAAUGAGCACUGCUGUAAUAAAGACACCAUUAUUUUUUAUGAAACAUCUGAACAUUUUAAAAAGGCUUAUGAGGGCAUUAUUUUGGGCAUCUAUUUUGAGGUGAUGUUUUAAAAUAGCUAACAUCAAGUCAAAUUGUAAAUUAGUUUAAAUAUAUUGCCUUAAGGACCUACUAAAGAAUGUGCCACCAAACUUUUGAGUAAUAGUUGAAAUAUCCUUGUCGGGGGCGGGAAAUCAAUGUUGACUUAAACAUUUUCUUUUAAUUUUUAAUCCAAUCUUUCUCUUUCACUUUUUUUUAAUUCCAUUGAGGAGGUUGUAAAUUACCUUCCUUACUCACUGAGAAGUAUUGACUUCAUGGUACACAUUCUAAAGCAUUUCUGAUUUCAAUAUUUUUGUACAUUUUUAUCUAUUAUUAAACCUUCUCUUGUAGUGUGCACUAGUGUUUAUUUCUAUAUAAGCUGCUCAGCUCUAAGGAAAUUGUAUGAUCAUUUUCAAGAUAAUAAAUCCCUGAAAUUUUGUUUCAUCCUACCCAUGGUAGCUACAUUACUUUUUUUUUUUUAAUAUUUAUGAACAGCAUAAAUCAGUGCAUUUGAGAUUCUUAAACGUGUUUUCACCUUUAAAUUUCCUAUGGAAUAUUUUAGAAAGGCAGUGACUAUUUUAGAAAAGCAGUGGCUUAAACUCACAAUAACUUUCCAUGCUAACUUAAGGGUUAGUACUGUGAUUUAUGCUGUUGCCUUCAGUGCAGGAGGUUUUUGUUUCUUAUGUAAAGUUUACCAGUUGGUCUUUGGUAUUUUUGUUAUUUUAAUUUGGACAUGCUGAAAUUAUCUCUUUCAAUUUGAGAUUUACAUAGAAUAUAAAUUAUUUUGUUGCCCUUUAAAUGAGUUAAGACAGAUCAAUACAACCCUUUUUCCAUCCUGCCCAGUGUUUUGAUUAAAUAUUUGUUUUGAAACUCAAAAAGAGAUAUACUUUGUUUCUAAACUUCUCAUUGCCAAGUCAUUUUAUGCUGAGAAAUAAUCUUUAAGAAAACAUUAUAUAAUCAAAUUACUUACUUGAGAUGAGUCCCCUCAUUGUAUGUUACUCAGAAUACCUAACAACUGGCCACAGAAUUUCCUUGAAUUUAAUUUUCAGAGGUCCUCAUUUUGCAAUAGUCAGGAUUGCUGAUCAGUCCCAGUACUUGACAUGGAGGUCAGAGAUAGUCUUUAAAUCAUGCUUAUGAUUUUGGUAAACAAACCAGUAAUGUUUCAUAAGAGAAAUUAGAAUCUGUAAAAUAUGUUUUAAUUCCAUGAAUAAUGAUUUUUAAAGUACAACAUUAAAUUUUUGAUACAUUUGAAUAAAAAACUAUUGAUGUUUUAGCAUGUCCUCAAAACAGGUUUCUGUGCUUCUUAUAAUUUCUUCACAUCUUCAAAUUCUUAUAAAACAUGAUCAGUUAAAAUAUUCCUGCAGUAGACCUAUGCAAACCAGACACAGCAAAAGACAUAAAGCGAUUCUCUUAUUAAACAGCUUUUUUGUUUGUUUUCGUUUUGCUUUUUGAAAAUAGGGCUUCUGUGUAGCAGCAGCUGUCCUGGAACUCUGUAGGCCAUCAGGCCUCCAACGCAGAGAUCCCCCUGCCUCUGCCUCUUUUUGUAAAUGUUACUGUGAACAGAUCAAUAUCAUAACAGAACCCUAUUGGUUUAAAUAGAAGUUUUAUAUCAGUGUGUUGAAUUUUGACUUUAGGUACCUGAAAAUGUAAUAUCCUUGCUAUAAAACCUGUAAACCAAGUGUAUUCCAUUGUCUUGUUUUAAUUAUACCAUCAGACACACUCCAGUUGUUAGGUCAGGGUCAGUGUGAAGCCACAGGUGAUACGACAGUCCUGAAUCUCUGGAUCUUUUAAAUCCAGUAGAUCGUCUUUCCAAAUCUUCAGUUUGGCAAAGGCUGACGUAUCUGAAUGCUUGUUCUUCUAGAGUUGCUCAGAUAGCCAAGCAAUUAACAAGUUUAUCUUAGUUAAGACCGGGAGUCUAAUACUCUAAGCAUAUUGUCCUCACUCAGCAUGGCUGAUACUAAUCAAACUCGCUAAUGUAGUGAUCAGGCAAAAUCAUGACCUCAGAUACUUACUGUUCUUACUUUCUCUUAUUUUAUCACUUCCAUGUUGGGAAAACUUGUAUUUGUAAGAGAAGUUAGUAUGGCCAAUUGCAUGUGGAUUAUUUGCCCUCUUCUCAAAUUAGUUUAAAUAGUGUGACGGGAACAUAGAUUUUUUUUGUUUCUUUGUUUCAACAUUUAAAACUUGCAGCUUCAUCUUUGCACUUUCUUAAGUGGGCCUGGUGUAUGGCUAGAAAACGGAAAGGACGCACCGGAGUAAGGUGACUCAUACGGAGCAGUAACCAAAAGCCCAUGCGUUUCUUGUAAGCUGCAGUUUGAGGCUGAAGUGCGCUGCUUUCAUUCAUGUAUAUGCUUAACUAAGCAUUUGCUGAAUGCCCCUGCUUUUGUUCCAGUUGACUAAGAGUUCAGUAGACAUUUGGCAUCCAGAGGAGAAAAAUUAGACUUAAGUAUUCUAAUCAGAUAAUACAUAGCAAAGUUAUGAAGAAUGCUUUAAUUUAUGCUUAUAGAAUUUUAACAUAAGAUAAUUAAACAAAUAUGAAUUUGUAAAGUUUUGAAACAAUCUAAUAGACACAAAAACAAACUAGAUUAACUUAAAUAUAUUUUUUCCUUGGGGGAAAUUUUUAAUUUAACCUACCUUUCUCCCCUAGGUUAAAUACACUUACUAUAUUUACAAAAAAAGGAAAAGAAAAAUGAUGCUGUGAUCCUCCCCCGCCCCCCAUGGACCUAUAAGAGUCUUACGGUUUCAUUUUAUGUUUCUGCUAAUGACAUGUACAUGCAUGUCUUGAUUAGGACUCUGACUGCACUUAACAGGUGUAAAAUGUCAGUUGACAUAUGAAGUCAUAUGUAUCCCAUCAUCCAUAGCAAAGGGCUCAAAGAGGCAUCAUUGCAAUCAAAGCAUACCACUGAGAGAGGCCUCAUGCAUAAAGUACACUUGCAGGAAAGUCUAGUGACUGUAACAGGGCAUGUUGAAAGCUUAAUGAGUAAAUUCAUACUUGUAAGAUAAACAACAACAA
Messenger RNA from Rattus rattus (black rat), 6541 nucleotides. RefSeq names its product pre-mRNA processing factor 40 homolog A (gene Prpf40a). The transcript is spliced from 26 exons. The coding region runs from base 21 to 2939 and encodes 972 amino acids. Gene Ontology annotation, biological process: mRNA cis splicing, via spliceosome. Lineage: Eukaryota; Metazoa; Chordata; Mammalia; Rodentia; Muridae. The record is from RefSeq and is a predicted model, not a curated record. Gene Ontology annotation, molecular function: protein binding; RNA binding. Gene Ontology annotation, cellular component: U1 snRNP; U2-type prespliceosome.